Messenger RNA from Cydia fagiglandana, 4448 nucleotides. RefSeq names its product holocytochrome c-type synthase (gene Cchl). Lineage: Eukaryota; Metazoa; Arthropoda; Insecta; Lepidoptera; Tortricidae. Bases 171 to 944 code for a protein of 257 amino acids. Gene Ontology annotation, biological process: cytochrome c-heme linkage. Gene Ontology annotation, cellular component: mitochondrion. The record is from RefSeq and is a predicted model, not a curated record. Gene Ontology annotation, molecular function: holocytochrome-c synthase activity. The transcript has 5 exons.
UUUUAUAUCUGGCAACCCACGCCAGUCCAUCAGUCAAAUCACGCAAAAAAAGAACCCAAAAUUUAAAAGAGCAAUUUUAUUAUUCCUGUGUUAUAAGGAAAAUAAUGUACUCCGUUCACGCCUAACCUAAGGUCACCUUACGUAAGAUUGGCUCAGUUAACUUUAAAACUAUGGGCAACCAAGUAUCUGCUGAUGCCGGUGUCAACCUAAAGGCCCCAGUAAACAACUCCAAUCCGCCACCAGAAUGUCCUAUGCACAAAAAAGAAGAAAGCGUGCCCAAGGUUUCCGACUGCCCAGUGCAGCAUGGGAAGGCAACCAAUGACAUAAACCCGUAUAACAUGAUGCCACCAGCAAAUCAGCAGCCAGCUCCGGACCAGCCUUUCCCCUUGCCCGUCCAACGCCAAGUGUCAUCUAUUCCCCGAGCCAUGCCUGAUGGUUCCACGGAGUUCUGGGUGUACCCGAGCCAGCAGAUGUUCUGGAAUGCUAUGUUACGUAAGGGAUGGCGUUGGAAGGAUGAAGACAUAAAGCCAAAGGACAUGGAGGAUAUUAUUAAAAUUCAUAACGCUAAUAAUGAACAGGCUUGGCUAGAAGUGCUGAAAUGGGAAGCACUCCACGCUAAAGAGUGUGGUCAUCCUAGGCUAAAGAGUUUUGGAGGAAAGGCCACUCAGUACAGUCCUAGGGCUCAAAUUCGCUCAUGGCUUGGGUACGAACUGCCAUUUGACCGUCACGACUGGAUUGUAGACCGGUGUGGCAAGGAAGUCCGCUACGUCAUCGACUAUUACGACGGAGGAGAACUUGACAACAAAUACCAGUUCGCCCUCCUCGAUGUCAGGCCCGCCUUAGACUCCUUCGAAAAUGCUUGGGACAGAAUGAAAGUUAUGUACAUGAGAUAUCGUUAUGAACUCAUCGGUGACAAAGACUCUUCAACAAAACUAACAAAUUAGAAAUAGCCAAUACUUUAGAGUAUUACAAAUAACUUUAAUGUUUGUUAUAAGGUCCUUAAUUUUGAUCAACUAAAUUAAAUUAAAACAAUGAUUAAAGCACUGAAUAACUGUUCAAUAGAAUAAUGAUAUUUAUUCAAAAAUAAAUAAAAUAGAAAUAAUAGUGCUUGCCUUUGUACCGGACAUGAGUUCUAUCAUGUUAAAUUAUGCUUUGUCAGUUUAAUCAUAAAAAGUUAGGAUUGCAAAAAUAAGUAGAUUAAAAUUAGAGUUGAUUAAAGUUGUGGAGUCUUUCUGUCGGCAAGUGUUGUCACUGCUAAAGCUCUUUGUGAUUAAAUGUGUUAUUUAUUUAUUUAUUUUAUUUUUAAAUUUGAUCUGCACUAUUAUAUAUUUUUAACCCCGAUGCAAUACAAUGAGAGUUGUAAAGCUACGAAUUUGCUAACAUGCCUUAAGAGAGUUAAGAGGGCAUCGGCCGUCGAGUGGCGCCCUCAUUGGGGGAAUUGUGUUUUCGAAUAAACCAAAAAUGUGUGUGGUCACAAUUUAUCAUUUGCCGUUUAGUUGAUAAAGCAAAAUAAAACUGACAAAAACCAAGUGUGGAAUCAGUAGGUCAUCAAAAUUAAAAUACUGAAUUAUAUAGAUAUUAAUAGGGUAGUUGACUGACUAGUUAAAUCAGUUUUUUUUUUCAACUGUCAAAACGAUCAGCCAACUAUGUAAUCUAUACUAAUAUAUGAAAAACAGAACAAUGCACGGUGGCUCGGCUUGUAUGGAGAAGGGGUCAUAAGUCGAUUUCUCCAAAAGUAUCAAAGAUACCCUCAAAAUAAAAAUAUGUUCGUGUUUAUUGUUUAAAUAUCUACUAAAAAAACAGUAAUAAAUAGUUUUACUUUGUAUAUUUUAGCAUAAAAAAAAACCUAACUGAUAACAAAAAACUAUGCAAAAUACAUACUACUUUAAAGGCUUAUAAAAAUACAAUAAAAAAAUAAAUUAUAACGUAUUCUUGAAUAAUAUAAUAAAACAAAUAGUUUUUAUCAAUUAUAUUGUAUAAAUCUAUAUUUAAAAUUAAAACUUAUAUAUUUACAGAGAUGCUAAUAUCGUACAAAUUAUGCAACGCAAAAUAUUUUACGUCACGUGUCAGUUACCUUAAAAAACUAACCUAGGUCAACUAAUACUUUAGAUUCGUCUAAAAUGUAUUUUAAACAUCUAGUUAAAUAAGUACACAUUGUGACAACUAUUGAUUUUUCGUUUUUGGUAGUUUCCUACGGCCCGUAAUCAUAGGGUUCGAAUUUACUAGAAAAUGAUUUAAGAGAUUCGUAUUUGUCUUGGUGCGCGCACACAAUUACUUUACCAUACGAAGGUAAAACAGGAUAAACCCGAAAAUUUUAUAAAAGUACGUAGUAACAAAUAUUGGUGUUUUGUUAGUAUAGCUUCUGUGAGAAGAGAUAGCACAUGCAUCGUAAGGAUUUGAUUGGUCUCUAAAUUAGCUAAUAUUCGUCAAGUUGUUGACUGCUGCUGCAUCCAAGGAUGCUAGUGCUGCUAAUCUUCUGCGUUUUGACCGCUAACUACAAGCCGAAAAUUCCUUUUUUAGCCAUCCGGCUGAAGUAGAGGGUUCCGAAUUGCCCGAUGAUGACGGUUGUCCCAAUUCAAUAUUUAACGUAUUUUCAGUCACCUUAUUUUUAAUGGCAAAUUAACACUUUGCUUCUCACUUAACCAGUCCAAAUGUUUCUUAAGAACUAGACAAUUAGUUCCCGAAGAAGAUUUCCAAUAAAAUACACGUCGACUACAAAAAUGUACUUAAUGAUGCUAUACAAAUUACUAGUAUCCACAUUUUCUACAUCUGGCACCAUUCCUAUUAGUUGUUGUAGCACUUGACGACGUCUUUCUGUAUCUAAACUACUAGUAGAGAGCCAUAGUUCAAAUACGAAUCCCCUUGUAAAAGAUCCGACGUACAUAUCACCUGAAAAAAGAAAGAAAAAGGUAAAUUUCCAUUCGUAAUAUUUUCCUAGUAGGUGCUACGCCUUGGCCUACGCAGGCGUAGCAGUCUUAUAAAAACUAAAUAGGCAAUUUACUGCAGAAACAAGUUUAUGGCCGUUAAUCUAGAAAUAUCGAGCUUCAAAAUGAUGCUAGUUUCGUUUUUAAAAUCGUGUCUCAAAUUAACUAAAAGUUUAAGUCAACAAAAUAUUCUAAUCAUUAUUCAUACGACUUUUUGCCGUGGCGUAGACCCAAUAUUAUGAAUAUAUAUUUUAUUGUAAUACUAAACAAUCUAUGUAAAUCAAAACAACAUACCUGAUUCUUUAAGCUCCAUAUUAAUAAUAGUCACUAAAAUCACUAUUUAGUCAGGAAUGCACCACUAAUCACCGAUCACUUAAUGAGUCUCUGAUAAGAGAGCGCGUACAAACGGGAGUUGUGUUCACUUUCUAGGUUCGUUAUAGAAUGAAGGUAAUUACUUAUACAGGAACUAUUUAUACCUAAUUAAAGUACGUUUAUCGGCAAAUUAGAAACAGCCAUUAGAAAUUUAAAACUACCACAUGCAUUUUUUUGGAUCAUGGCCUAUGGCCAGCCCACCGUGCAAUGACGCCACGGUCAAGUUACCUACUCUAUAGUUCUGUCGGAUGUAUUAAAUAAAAAAUAUGACUGAAAAUACCUGCAGUCUAGGUUUUUCUUUUUUUAGUUCUUUAGUUUUGUCGUGCUUUAUUACGUAUUUAUUACGCACGGUGUAAUAUAAUUUACAGGACACAUCCUUAUUGGUUUAUUAGACAACACAUUUCCCCAAUUGAGGGCGCCACUGGACGGACGAUGCAGUCUUAAAUAGCCCUCGCGCAAAAUGUCGAGUUGCAAUACAAUGCCUGUAAAAAAUCUUCAAUACAAGUGACCAAAAUCUUCACGUCACGACGACGACGUGACGUCAAUUCUUGGGAUUAGUUGUCAAGCGGACCCCAGGCUCCCUUGAGCCGCGGCAAAAUACCGGGAUAGCGAGGAAGAAGGGAAUACAAGUGACCAUAAUUUCAAGAACAACUACAACUGUCAACAAAAAGAUAAUUGAUCGAUUAUUUUGAAAUUAAACAUAAUAUUAUAUGAACAUUGGUAAACUUGUGAAAUUGAGCAUCAAACAAGUCUUCAAGAGUACAGUUCUGGUCACAUUUAUUCAAUGGCAUUAGGACAUUUAGGACACAAUAUCAUCAUCAGAUUUCUGUUUUAAGCAAUAAAUAACUCUAUAAGGCAAAUUGAAUCCUAUCACAUUGAAACAAAGUUCUAAACCAUGUGGGAAAUAUAAUUCCCUCUUGCCUUAUAAAAAGGCUUAAAGAAAAAGUAUGAUUGUUCCUACCAACAAACUCCAAAGCAACUAAUAAAUUGAGAUAUAUGAUAGGUACUUAAGAUUCAAAGCUGCUUUAGCUGAUAGCAGUAGAAAUGUCCUUUAUUUACUAGUUAUUUACUUAUAACGCUUAAAAUUUUAGUGCAUAAGUAACAUAAGUUGUUAAACAUGUGAAAUUGUGAAAUAAAAUUCUGAGACUAAUU